UCUCGCGAGGAUCUCGGGUGCUCAGAAAGUAGGGGGGCACAGAAAUCCACCACAGCAAGACUUGGGGGCCGUUGCUCGAGAGUGGGGAGAGUCCCGUUAGUGUCGGCGCCAGGCGAAGGGACACGGGGACUUAAAGGGAAGGGAAUUCGGUCACUUCCCUCCCCACUCCACUCCCCAGCUCAACUAUAGAAAAAUAUGGGAGACGACAGGCCAUUUGUGUGCAGUGCCCCAGGCUGUGGACAGAGAUUUACAAAUGAAGACCACCUGGCUGUCCAUAAACUCAAGCAUGAGAUGACAUUGAAAUUCGGUCCUUCAAGAACAGAUUCAGUCAUCAUAGCAGAUCAGACACCAACACCAACUCGUUUCCUGAAGAACUGUGAGGAAGUUGGUCUCUUCAAUGAGUUGGCGAGUUCAUUUGAACAUGAAUUCAAGAAAGCCACAGAAGAUGAUGAGAAAAAGUGUUCUGGACCUCUAGAUAUGUCUCUACCCUCUACCCCAGACAUCAAAAUCAAAGAGGAAGAGCCUGUCGAAGUUGAUUCCUCCCCUCCAGAUAGUCCAGUAGGAAGUCCACAGUCACCACAGCCUAAGGAGAAGAGUGCUUCAAAACCUAUUAUCAUUUCCACGCCUACACCCACCAUUGUACGUCCUGGAUCGCUGCCACUGCACUUGGGAUAUGACCCCCUACAUCCAACUCUCCCUUCUCCCACCUCAGUCAUCACCCAGGCUCCACCUUCCAACAGACAGCUUGGGUCUCCUACCAGUUCUGUACCACUUGUCAUGCACCUUGUGAAUGGACAAACCAUGCCUGUCCUUCCUGGCCCACCCGUUCAGAUGCCUUCUGUCAUAUCGCUGGCAAGGCCAAUAUCUGUGGUGCCAAAUAUUCCUGGUAUCCCAGGUCCCCCAGUUAUCAGCAGUGGCUCAAUUUCACCAUCAGGCCUUCCAAUACACUCUGAAGCUAAAAUGAGGCUAAAAGCCAGCCUGACUCAAGGAGUUACUUCCUCACUGAAUGGCAGUAGCAUGAUGGUGGGAUCGGCGAGCACAAUGGUGACAUCCCAUCCUGAACAGGGUCAGAUACUUAUCCAGCACCCUGAUGCACCUUCUCCAGCCCAGCCACAGGUUUCCCCAGCUCAACCCACACCAAGCACAGGUGGUCGACGGAGACGCACAGCAGAUGAAGAUCCAGAUGAACGUAGGCAGCGUUUCUUGGAGAGGAACCGAGCCGCUGCUUCCCGCUGCCGCCAGAAACGCAAGCUCUGGGUGUCAUCCUUGGAGAAGAAGGCAGAAGAGCUCACCACACAGAACAUCCAACUAAGUAAUGAAGUUACGUUAUUAAGGAAUGAAGUUGCUCAACUCAAACAACUAUUGCUGGCUCACAAGGACUGCCCUGUUACUGCAUUACAGAAGAAAACACAAGGUUAUCUUGAAAGCCCCAAAGAGAGUUCUGAGCCUACCGGUUCCCCAGCUCCUGUCAUCCAGCAUGGUUCGGUGACCACAUCUCCCAAUGGGCUGAAUGUCCGCUCUGCAGCUGAAGCCGUUGCCACUUCAGUCCUCACUCAGAUGGCCAACCAAAGGACAGAACUGAACGUGCCCAUACAGUCACAUGUCAUUAUGGCGCCGCAGUCUCAGUCUGCUGGCAGAUGAUGUUGCCAGUUGCAUGGCAUAGAACCAACCAAUGAACUGCAGCCAGAGAGACUGUUCAUAACUAAGCCCCUUGUUCAAAAUGGGGUGGAUACAGUUUUUGUUUUGUUCUUUUGUUUUAUUCUUUCGAUUUCUUAAAAAUGAGUGAAGGGCAGCUAUGGCGCUUCUAACAAAGUAUAUCCCACAUUGGUCCUGGCCUCAAACAGCUGUCAUAGGGCCACUGUCUUUCCAAAGGGUGGCUUUGGAAUAAGUAAUUUUGCCACACUUUAGAGACCAUUUGUCAUCCUAUCUAGAAUCAACCAUUUGUACAGUGUGAUCUUAAAUGGUUAAAGUUCAGGUAUACAUUGUGCUAACACUAAGCCUCCCUUAGUUUGGUUACUCAUGGUGCUUCCUUGUCUUGGCUCCUGUAGCAAGAGAAAGCAGUUCUUGGGAGGAGCUGUCAUGUUUUGCUGGUGCUGGCCAUUUUUUGAAAAACUUUAGCAUCCCCACUGUUUUUGUAGCAUAUCCAUCAACGUGGUACCUGACCUUCAAUUCCACCCUUUCACACAGGAUUCCAACUCAUGGUUCUGGAGGUGGUAAGCUCCAUAAUUUUGUGUGUUUGAACUGUUCAAAUUGUUUUGUGAAGAAAGUAAGAAGCCUUGCUCUUAGCUGCUGCAACUGAUGGGUGAUUUUGCUGUUCUGGAAGUGAAAAUGGCAGGCCUGUUGUAUGCAUUGUAGAUCACAUAAUUUGUACUGUGCAUAUUAUCAGGGAUAUAGCUUUGGUCAUGUUUUUAUUUGGUACAAAUUUUAACCUUUGUAGUUCAAGAGGGAACCAUCAAAACACAAUGGGAAUUCUUUGGUCUUUAAGUUACCAGGUGGGAUGAGUUAAGGAGUAUUUUAGUAAUGAGAAGGAAGAACAUUCACAGGGGCACCUCUUACUGUGUCUAGAAAAAAACAAUGAUUUAUGCCAUUGGAAUGUGGGUAGCUGCAGAAUCAUAGGCAUCACAGUAGCAGGCACAAAGCUUAUACAGCGUCUAACUGCAGGACAUAGCUAAACAAAGUUGAUUUGGGACAAUGUAAGAGUAGCUCAAUGGCAAUUAAACAGGGAGAGGGGAGUAUCUCUGUUCAUGAAUUCAGAAGAUUUCAAUACCCUUAUAAGCCAUGUUCAUUUUAAAAGAUAAUCUGACAUGUUUAACCCAGUGAACUUUUCAAGACGGUGGCCUUAAUCAUGGACUAUUUCAAAGACAAGAGGGUGGGGUAAGCAUUCCAAAUUGCCUCUCCUCUUACCUUUUCCACCCUAUCUCUCCUUCAGGUAAUGUCACCUAUUGCCUUUUUUCCAUCUGUCUCUUCCAAAAUAAAUGCUGAGUGUCUUGCACAUUGCUAUCCUAUGGUAGACUGAAAACAAAAGAAGAAUAGGAAGGAAUAAUUUCUCCUCUUUUCUUCUGCUUCUUGUCAAAGUGUGUGCAGGUAUAUCUCAAAUUGACCUUGACCUCUUGCUAGUUGGCCAAUAUUUAGCUUGAAUCAGGAGCGAGAGGAAAAGGUGCAGUGGGGUAGUUAGAGUAUGGCUAUCAUGAGCUUGCAACAUGCUAACUCUUCCACUAUUUUGUCUUCCUAAUUAUGUUUUUUUUAAUGAAGCAUUGUCCUCUAAGGGGCUUUGUACUCCAUGCUGCCAAUGUAUACAAAGAUUUUCAUUAUUCCUCAGUUUCCACCCACUAGAAAGUGCACAUAUAAUACACGCACAAACACACAUGUAUAUGUAUAUAUGUGUGUAUGUAUAUGUGGCACGCUAAACCUAAUGCAGGUUUUCUCUUAUUAGGUGGAUGCUGUUGCUAUUGUCAUUAUCAAUCCAGUUUCUCAGGACCUUAAUGCCACUUGCUCUCCUACUGUUUCCUUGCCUGAAUAUGAUGAUGUUGCUUCUGUUCUUCUGCGACUUAGUGUUUUAAUUUUAAUUUCUCCUUCUGGGUUCCUUUUCCUUUCUCCUUUGUUUAAAAGAAGCAAAAUGUGUUUUGAAUGUCUGCAGACUUCCUUUCAACAGGCAUUUCAGACAUCCUGUCACUUGUCUUCCCCCCUACCUCCCCCCUUCCCCUUGCUUCCUUGAUAUGCUGAAAAUGCAAGUUGGCAAGGGCUUUGAAAUAUAACUUGUCCCAACAGGGUAUCUGUUUCCUUAGUGACAGCUCCAAUAACAGUGCAUAGCAGGUGCAGCCAGGAUCUUCUCAGGUUAAUAGAACAAGAAACAAGCUUGCUGGCAAGUGGGACAGAUGGCAAGGUAUUUUAGUUUUGAUUUUUUUUUUUUACUUUUUAUUACUUUUUUGCACCUCUCAAAACAUGACUGUACUGCAUUCUUUCGUUUAAAACAACAUUUCAGAAUUCUGCUUGCUGUUGAAUGAACAUAAUGAAGGGCCAGAGAAAGCACUGUAGAAUUUUGGUUGGUCAUAUUUUCCACUGGAAAAUAAGGGACCACAGUAACAUUGGAUCUGCUGUCUGAACUGGUACCUAGAUUGCCACUGACAACUAGUGUUCUGUUGUGAGAAAGAACAAAUGAAGGUGUUUGUAAUCAGUUGCACCAUUGGCCAAUCUAGCUCAAUGCUGUCUCCUUGGGCUAGCAUUGGAGGCAUGGCAAGAGCCCUGGCAAGGAAUAUUGAACUUGGGUGAAAUGUAUCAGGAUUUGCAAGUUAGUGAUAGGCAGGGCCUUGCCAAAUGUGAGUUAAAUUAUGGAUGGAUUUCCUACCGUAGUUCAGAAUGACACCAAAAGACAGGUAUGGCCCAGCAUUGUCCUUUCUCAGUGAAUGUACCGUUCCCUCUAAUAGUUCUGUAGUUGAGACAGAGGGCAUGACACAGUAAACCGUAAUAAUUCAGAGCAAACUGGGUAGAGGGCCGGUGGCUUAAGAAGAGUUCUCCAAACAUCUAACUUAAAAGGCCUGGCUUUUCUUUAUUUUGGGCCAUGAGUGGAGACUCCCAAUCUUUCUCUUAGAUGCCAAUCUUUUUUGUUCUAGAGAAGUUGGCAGUUGAGCCUGGAACUUUCUAUAUGAAAAUCAGUUGGUCUCUAAUAUACUAUAAUGUCUCUCCUAAUUGGAAUUGCCUAAAUGGAUCUGAGGCUGCUUGAAUAACUUUUAGGUAGGGGUGUACAACACACUCCCUCAACCUGGCACCCUCUGGAAGGGCUGGAUGGGGUUGGGACUACAGCUUUCAUUGCCUUAAGAUAAUUUGGCUAUCUUGGCUGGAGUGAUGGGAGUUGUGAUCCAUCACAUUUGAAGAUGCCCGGUUGAGGAAGGCUGAUCAUUAUUAAAGAUCUUGUGGAGUAGAGGUGGCCUUCCUUGUAUGCCAUGAGUUCAUGGUCUGUUACUUGUCCUGCUGUUCAGUCAUUGUCACUCAGCUUGGUUCACUUAAUGCUGUUGCAGAGUGGACAUGUGUUGAAUCUUCAGGCAAUGUGUGAGCUGUGCUCAGGCUCUGAAACAGUAUGUACAAGUGUAGGGACCGUAACAGUCCUGGGGUAAGUAAGAGGCCUUGUGGAAUGGUUUGGUGGGUCUGGUACAGUGCACAAGCUGCCUUCUGUGGGGUGGACAUGCUGUGGUUCAAACCAGGGAGUACAAUUUAAAAGAGCUUUCAUAAAGCCUAUAUUGAGCAUCAUCUCAUUCCAUUAGCCUACCUUAAAAGAGCAUGACUGUAGCUUGGCUCCAGGAGUUCACUGCCCCAGUGCUGGAGUCCAUUGG
Messenger RNA from Candoia aspera, 5327 nucleotides. It is a transcript of the gene ATF7, whose product is annotated as activating transcription factor 7. The record is from RefSeq and is a predicted model, not a curated record. Gene Ontology annotation, biological process: regulation of transcription by RNA polymerase II. Gene Ontology annotation, molecular function: DNA-binding transcription factor activity, RNA polymerase II-specific; cAMP response element binding. NCBI's taxonomy places the organism in Eukaryota, Metazoa, Chordata, Lepidosauria, Squamata, Candoiidae. The coding region runs from base 196 to 1641 and encodes 481 amino acids. The transcript has 12 exons.